GUCGGCUGGAUACGAUAGGACAUAAAAGCACGUCCUAAAAAAGUCAACUAUAAAUGAGAUACUAUAUAGCGCCUACGCGAGGAUUUCUUUUCUUUUUUGGUAAAAAUCCAUACACCAUCUCUCUCUCACACGUAUGUAUACUCCAAUUUAGAAUGCCAUAACACAGCCUGAAUGAUUUGAUCUUGGUGUUGGUACCACUAGCAGCGUAUAGUGCCUAUGGAAAUUACAAACGAGAAAUGGAUAUAUCUCUAGUACGGAAACCUUUUUGGCCCGAGAUCGGCCGCUCAGCUUUGCCACGGUAAUAACCUCUCACACGCACGCACGGCCCCCUUUUUAUCUCUUCCCUCUCCUACCGUCCUACGCGCGUAUGAACACACUCAUUUGCUCCACACUCUCCCCCGCCCGCCUCCAUCCGUUCCUACUCCCACCCGAAAAGGAAAGAGAAGGACAGAUCGGGGAAAUCCGCGAUCCAUGGGCCGGACGCGCGGCGUCGGCAAUGGCCGCAGCAGCCCCUCCUUCCCCGUUGUCCUCCUCGUACUCGCUCUCGUCUCCCAGGCCGCCGACAUGGCGUCCGCGCAGUGGGACUCGCCGUCAGGCCGUGGGCCGAGCUACUUCAACCCGCAGAGCUUCAACCCGUCCAUGGCCGUCAUAAUCGUGGUGCUCGUCACCGCCUUCUUCUUCCUCGGCUUCUUCUCCAUCUACCUCCGCCGCUGCGCGGGGAGCCCGCUCGGCCCGGGCCCGGGCCCCGCCGGCGACCUCCUCGCCCUCGGCGCCGGCAGCGGGAUCACCUUCGCCGCGGGCGCCGCCGCCGCCGCCGUGCGGGGGAGGACGCCGCGCGGGCUCGACCCGGCCGCGCUCCGGGCGCUCCCGACCAUGGCGUACGCCGACGUCAAGGCGCACAGGGUCGGCCUCAAGGGCGAGCUCGAGUGCGCCGUGUGCCUCAGCGAGUUCGACGACCGCGACGCGCUCCGCCUCCUGCCGCGGUGUUGUCAUGCGUUUCAUGUGGAUUGUAUCGAUGCCUGGCUCGCGUCCCACGUCACCUGCCCCGUCUGCCGCGCCAACCUCGUCUUCCCCGAGGCUUCGGCGCCGGCUCCGGCUAUGGCCACCACGGUGGUACAGCCGCAGGAUGUCCUCCCGGCUGCGGCUGCGACGGAGGAAGUGCCCACGGCGCCGCCGGAGCCGGUGACGACGGUGGCGAUCGCGGUUGAUUCAGAGGAAACAGAGGAGGAGGCGGCGGAGCUGGUGCGCAUCGGCAGCGUGAAGCGCGCGCUGCGGAGCAAGUCCGGGCGGCCUCCUUCUCCCGCGCAGCCCGUCUUCCCGCGGUCGCACACCACGGGGCACUCUCUGGCCGUGGCCGCCGGGGGCGCGGCGGCUGAGAGGUACACGCUGAGGCUGCCGGAGCACGUGCUGCGAGAGGCGGUCGCGGCGGGGGAGCUGCGGCGCUCGAAGAGCCUCCAGGCGUUCCGGGACGGCGGGGACGGGACUAGCAGCAGGAGCGCGCGCCGCGGCUUAGGCUUCGGCUUCGGCGGCGCUGCGCCCCGCGCCGGGAGGAGCGUCCGGCUCGGCCAAUCCGGGCGGUGGCCCACCAUGUCGGCGCUCCUGGCGCGCACGUUCUCGUCCGCGAGGCUGCCGGCGGCGUGGGGCGCGUCCGCGCGCCGUGGCGAGGCCGACGACGCGCCCGGCAAGGUCGAAAGCAAUGCCGCCGCGGCCACGGGACAGCGGUGCGACGUCGGGGCCGGGGCCGCGUGCCCACUGCCACUUGGCGGCGGCCGCGUUUGACGUGGCGUUUUGAUGUGCUAAAGAGUAGUAGAAUUGCCUCUGUCCUUGUCGUUGUCGCUGUUAAUCCUCUUUGCAGAAGUAUUUUGUACAAAAACAGAUUUUUCAAAAACAUUUUAGUGGUUUGUUAAUCUCCAUUCGUUUGGUCUUUUAUAGUUGGAGAGGUGUAUACUUUUUUCUGGACUUGGAGUGAUAUUUUCUUGAAGUUUCAUUUGUUCACGGCUCGUCAAUGACAAGGUCAUGAGAUACUGAUCUA
Molecule: messenger RNA, 2032 nt
Organism: Brachypodium distachyon (stiff brome)
Lineage: Eukaryota; Viridiplantae; Streptophyta; Magnoliopsida; Poales; Poaceae
Product: E3 ubiquitin-protein ligase ATL6
Exons: 1
Coding region: 472-1779 (435 amino acids)
Source: RefSeq, a predicted model, not a curated record